Messenger RNA from Neoarius graeffei (lesser salmon catfish), 1943 nucleotides. It is a transcript of the gene atat1, whose product is annotated as alpha tubulin acetyltransferase 1. The coding region runs from base 408 to 1640 and encodes 410 amino acids. The transcript has 12 exons. Gene Ontology annotation, cellular component: microtubule. Gene Ontology annotation, biological process: alpha-tubulin acetylation. Lineage: Eukaryota; Metazoa; Chordata; Actinopteri; Siluriformes; Ariidae. The record is from RefSeq and is a predicted model, not a curated record. Gene Ontology annotation, molecular function: tubulin N-acetyltransferase activity.
UCUGUUGAGAGUGUAGCUGUAUAUUUAUUCUCUGAUCAGAUUAAGGCUGGUUUUGCGUUUUAUAUGUUGUUUUUUUUUAACCUGGUUUAAGGAAAAACAAGUUGUUAGAAGAGUUUAGUGUGUUAGGAGAUCUCAAGUCGAAGCCAGAGGGAAUCUGAUGGUGCAGUGGUUUGUUGCUUUAGUGCUGUGGCCUGUGUGUGAGUGAAACAAUGAAGGACAGAAGGCUGCUUUAUUAGGGACACAUGAGUGCAGAUCAGGAUUUACACACAGUUUAUUCAUCUGGGAUGCUGUUCAGUCCCAGGAUCAUCCCUGUGUAGGGUGUAGUGGCUGCUGUCUAUCUGCUCUAGCUCUCCAUCCGGUUGCACUGGAACCUCUCUCCUUCUGUAUUUAUUCAUCUUGAUAUUGUGAUGGAUUUCCCCUUCGAUCUGAACUCCCUGUUCCUGGAGAGGAUCUCAGUCCUGGAUUACAAUCUUUGUGCUGCUCGGAAACGUCAUGGAAGACCUGAAGCCCAGAAUCAGACUGUCACUGUUAUUGAUGAGUUAGGGAAAGCCUCAGCCAAGGCUCAGAAGCUGCCUGCGCCAAUAACAAGUGCAGCAAAGCUUCAGGUCAACAGACAUUACCUCUACCUACUGAAGGACGGAGAGCGGAACGGAGGUCGUGGAGUUGCAGUAGGAUACCUGAAGGUCGGAUACAAGAAGCUCUUUCUGCUUGACCAGCGGGGGACACAUGUGGAGACCGAGCCCCUGUGUGUGCUGGAUUUUUAUGUGACUGAGAACUUGCAGAGACACGGAUACGGGCUGGAGCUGUUCCAAUUCAUGCUGGAACACAAGAAGGUGGAGCCUGAACAGAUGGCUUAUGACAGACCUUCCUCAAAAUUCCUGGCCUUUCUAGAGAAACACUUUGAACUUAAACACAGUGUACCUCAGGUGAACAACUUUGUGGUGUUUGAGGGCUUCUUCAGGAACAGAUCAGCCCCCCAGUUGAGAAAAGCUCCUCCAAAAAAGCCAGAGGGAGAGAUCAAACCAUAUUCGCUAAUGGAGAGAGAGGCUGUGAGAGAGGAGCAGAAGGCCCUCCCAUGGCCGUUCAUCCGCUCCACGGCCGUUCCUCAAUCUCCUCCUCUGGCGGCAUCCUCCCCGUUCUCUCGCUCCCUGAGCGUGGGCUCGUCCCCCAGCCACACUCCUCGUCCUCAACUUCACAUUCCUCCACACCUGGCCGACAACUACAGGACAAAACGCACCAGUACUCAGGGUUUGGUUGCCAGAAACAACCUCUACAGCCGCCAUGUGAACAGCAGAGGUCUCGGGCUCUUAAUAGCAGAACAGAUGAAGCUGCCAGGGUUGAAGGCAGUGCUCAGUGAGAGAGUGUGUGACGCAGGGGACCAGGCUGACACACUGGGACACACAAACACGGCAGAAAGCGCACAUCUCCAGACCAUCCUCAGACAGCGGGCCUCCGCCCAGACAGCUUUAAACGACACGAAUCACACGCUGGAUACCUGGACGGCGAGGAAGCCAAGGCAUGAGGAACGAGCAACGGAGUUUGAUAAAGAAGUCGGAACGUCCUGGACGGUCGGCGAAAAGCAAUGCACGGCCCAGUGGGUUAGACAGAAGCAUGAAUUUCGCAGCACGCGUCCAUGGUGACGUGAGCAUGAACAGGAAGGCUGGAUGGAGAUCAGAAGGGAACUCAAGGACAUGAGGGUGGGAGUAAAGUAAAACAAAACAGGGAUAAGAAAAGCUUGAGAUGAAGAGCUUCCUGUAGAACGCUAGGACGUGACCUUUUAAACAAAAUUAAGCCAUAAAGUAAGUCCACAAGAUUGAGCAGCUCGUAUUGAGCAGCUCGAGGUUUACACGUUUGUAGCCAUGCAUUAAAUUUUGUAACUAUUUAAAAACAGUGUUAUGUAACAUCAGGGAAUUCUAUUUCAAAAUAAACUAAAAGCAACUUUA